UUGUGUUUUGAAAUGGAUUUAUUAGGGUAUUAGCUAUAUGAUGGUGCGGCUCGUAAAGAGUCUAUCACAGAAAGUUUCUGAGCAGUCUGAAGCCUCUUCAACUUCUUUCAUGUAUCAGGCGGCAGUUUGCAAUGUCAGAAGCCGACUUGGAUGACCGGGCAAAUGCAGAGAAUCCAGAGUCUUCCAAUGCGGAAUCGGACUUGGAGGAGGAAGUCGAGGACUCGUCUGACGAGUCUGAAGUGCGCCGCCCCAAACGAAGACGAGCAGCUCGCAAACCUCCCCAGCAUCAACUGAACCAGGUACUCCUCGACAUCAAUCACGGCUAUAACAUCCAUGCUGGUACUAGGUUAUCGCCCGAUAUUGAUAGCCGGGGGAUCAGCAAAGAUCGUGCUGGGUCAAACAACAGCAGGACUAGCAGUCAAGAAAGGUUGAUGAAAAGGCGACAUACUACAGUGUACGAUGCAGUUAGAUUAUCACGGGCAACGGCCGACGAAAUUUUGGCAUCCCGUGUCUCUGGACUUCAGCGAGCUUUAAGCAAAGAAUACGGAGCUGUUUCAGAGCGAGAUCUUCCUUCUAGCGAGCUGCUUGCCGCACUGCACGCCUACUGGUCCAAACGGGCUGACCAUAUCCCGGGCGGUCGAGCAUCAAUACGCGCGCUUGACGGUGGAGCGCUUAUAGCCCUUGGAUUUUUGGUCGAGGCGUCCAGUGCUGCUCUGAUACGAGGAGCUUCGGAUACCUGAGGUCUGCGCGAACGCCUAUCGAAACCACUACGGCCCAUUCUGGUUCUUCGUUCUUCCAUAAUGUCAGCACAUUGCGUGCCCAGAGACGCCUACCUAAUCUGAUGUAGGGCUA
Messenger RNA from Myxozyma melibiosi, 852 nucleotides. RefSeq lists its product as uncharacterized. NCBI's taxonomy places the organism in Eukaryota, Fungi, Ascomycota, Lipomycetes, Lipomycetales, Lipomycetaceae. The record is from RefSeq and is a predicted model, not a curated record. The coding region runs from base 132 to 740 and encodes 202 amino acids. The transcript has 3 exons.